AUGCAGCAGAUAACUUGGGAUAUAACGAUGCAACUUACCUACAAACCGGCCCACGGGAACGGGGAAGCAGUCCCGAACAUGCCGACACCACAUUUGACACCCGGCGCGACCGGGAAGCGCAGCUGCAGAUUGAGGCCUACUGGCGGAGGCACGGGGGAAGGACGUCCGCCUUCCCGCCAAAUGCUAAAAGCCGCAAAUGAGCACAAACCGCUCACCCCCCCUAUGGUCCGGUGGGGGAGAGCCCAGGGCCCCACAUCGAACGACAGGCUCAGCAACUCUAAGCAAUAAGGAGCCGCGGGCCUCCAAGAUCACUCUCUGGUCCUGACAGUGCCAGAUAAAAGACAGCGUCAUGGUGAAGAAGCAGGCAGAGGGGAAUGUGCAAGAGACUCUCUCACAGCAAUAUUUGACCGAUUCUGGGCCAGACUGCAGGCGCACUUAUACCCUGAGGUGCCUCACCACCCACAGCCCAAACGAGACAGAGACGAUGGUAGUCGGGUUAUUGGGAACCCUCCUCAAGGCAAAUCUAAACCCUACGCUACAGGCCCCAGCAUCCAUGGCCCUCCCGGACUAAGGGCAGCAGGGGACAAACCCCAGAGGUGCCAGCCACACCGGCGGAGAACACACAGAAUGGGAAGACUCUCCUCUCCACCCCAAAAGGGUCGACCCUGGACCACAACAGUUCCCAGGCUCGUGGCCUACGAGCACCGACCUCCACACAGUUCCGGGGCAGGAGAGAAAACCCACCUACGAGACACCACGGCAGAAGCGGACUCCCAGGGUGAACCACAAAAAUGGAAACAAACAGAUGACAAGCGAUCGUCGGGCAGGCGGCGACACGGCUGUACUCCAGGAACGAGCUGGGCGCAAGGUACUCCGAUGCAGACCGCGCCUGCCUGGUUGCCCAACUCCACGGACGGCACCUACAGGGGAGCACUGGUCAGACAGCGCUGGUAA
Messenger RNA from Pelobates cultripes (western spadefoot toad), 954 nucleotides. Lineage: Eukaryota; Metazoa; Chordata; Amphibia; Anura; Pelobatidae. The record is from the annotation of a GenBank genome assembly.